This is a messenger RNA of Rhipicephalus microplus (southern cattle tick), 762 nucleotides long. Its product is annotated as protein disulfide-isomerase-like. The record is from RefSeq and is a predicted model, not a curated record. NCBI's taxonomy places the organism in Eukaryota, Metazoa, Arthropoda, Arachnida, Ixodida, Ixodidae.
AUGGGUCCUCGGGUAUCUGCUCUGCUCUCCAUGUACAAUGUGUGCCUCAACACAGACGGUGUAUUCGACGUCAAUUCGGAAGGUUUCAACAGCGUAGCCAGCCUAGCCUAUAAAAACAUAGUAGAAAAAGACCUGGUCAUGAACGUCCACCAGGAUGGCCAUUGGAGAUCCUACCGGAACCGCACCGUCAACCUCUCCUGUAUCGACAAGUGCGAGGCCCUCGUGCCCAAAUUUGCCAAGGCUGCCGAGCAGCUCGAGGAAGAAGGCUCGGACAUCAAGCUGGCCAAGGUGUACACAACCUUCAAGGGCCUGCUCGCUUGUAAGUACCUGCACAGCUUGCCGACACUCAUGUUUUUCCACAACGAACAUCCGGUCGACUACAAGGGUAGCCAUACCAUAGAGAAGAUGAUCCAGUGGGUUAAAAAGAAAACCGAACCACCGGCUCAGAUACUCAGCACUGUGGACGAUGCGAGGAUCUUCGUGGACAGCGCGGAGGUCACCAUCGUGGGCUUCUUCAAAAACCAGACGAGCCUCGAGGCCAAAGAGUUCCUCAAGGCUGCGUACACUAUCGACCGGCACGCGUUUGCCAUCACAUCGGAGGACGCCGUCUACAAGGAGCUUGGUGCCAGCAAGGACGGAGUGAUGCUCUUCAAGAAGUUUGACGAGCGCAGGAACACUCACGAAUUUAAGCCCACCUGUGAUAAGAUUCGGACAUUCGUCGCUAUGAACAGCCAGCCCCUGGUUGUGGAGUUGACGAAGCAA